CAUUCACCCCAUCAUCUAUCCACCUUCCUAUCACCUUCCUUCUCUCCCGCUCUCUUGCUCAUAGAAGAAAGCAGAGAUAUGGAGUUCGAUUCCUUCCCUUGGCUGGGGUCUCUACACAUUACACCCUGCUUCCUCUUCUUCUCCUUCGCAGCUCUCUUCUCCCUCUUCUCCUUGCUCCUCUUGGUCCUUCGGCUGCUCCAGCCGUGGUGCUCGUGCGACACGUGCCGCACGUACCUCACCGCCAGCUGGGCCUCGGAGUUCGAUAACCUCUGCGAUUGGUACGCCCACCUCCUCCGCCGCUCCCCCACCGGCACCAUCCACGUCCACGUCCUCGGCAACACCAUCACCGCCAACCCCGACAACGUCCAUCACAUCCUCAAGUCCCGCUUCGAAAACUAUCCCAAGGGCAAGCAAUUCUCUGCCAUAUUGGGGGAUCUCUUGGGUAAAGGUAUAUUCAAUGCCGAUGGCGAUAAUUGGAAGUUCCAGAGGAAGAUGGCGAGCCUCGAGCUCGGGAGCCUGUCAGUCCGGUCCUAUGCAUUUGAAAUUGCGGGGUCCGAGAUUCGGACCCUGCUUCUCCCCUUGUUCGACUCGGUGAUCGCUAAAAGUUUAAGUAGGACCCCUGCCGGGACGAGGCCGCUUGACCUCCAGGAUGUUUUCAGGAGAUUCUCCUUCGACACGAUCUGCCGGUUCUCGUUCGGGUUGGACCCUGGCUGCAUGAACCUGUCCCUCCCGAUGUCCGAGUUUGCCGUGGCAUUCGAUGCAGCCUCGAAGUUGUCCGCCGAACGAGCAAUGACGGCCUCUCCAUUAGUGUGGAAGGUCAAGAGGCUGCUAAAUUUGGGCAGCGAGAAGAGGCUGCGAGAGGCCAUCGAAUUGAUCAAUGUAUUGGCUGACGACGUGAUCAAGCAACGGCGUGAGAUGGGCUUCUCGGCCCAAAACGACCUAUUGUCGAGAUUCAUGGGUUCCAUCCAAGAUGAUCAGUUCCUCCGGGACGUCGUCGUGAGCUUCCUACUGGCCGGCCGAGACACCGUGGCUUCGGGCCUCACAGGGCUUUUCUGGCUUCUCUCUCAAAACCCGAAAGUGGAGGAGGCCAUCAGGGUGGAGGCGGCCCAGGUCAUGGACCCGACCCAGGAUGUGGCCACCUUCGAGCAGAUCCGGACCAUGCAUUACUUGCAUGCGGCUGUGUACGAGAGCUUGAGGCUCUUCCCGCCCGUGCAGUUCGACUCGAAGUUCGCUUUGGAGGAUGAUGUGCUACCGGACAGGACUUAUGUGAGGAGGGGAACUCGGGUCACAUACCACCCGUACGCGAUGGGCCGGAUGGAGCGGCUCUGGGGUCCGGACUGCCUCAAGUUCAAGCCCGAGAGAUGGUUGAAGGGUGGAGUCUUCUCACCCCAGAGCCUUUACAAGUUCCCAGUGUUCCAAGCCGGGCCUAGAGUAUGCCUUGGCAAGGAGUUGGCAGUGGUUGAGAUGAAAACCGUUGCGCUCGCUCUCAUCCGGAAGUAUAACAUUUGCGCUGCAGACUCAAGCUGGGCGCCACGAUUUGCCCCGGGCCUUACCGCCACAUUCAGAGGCGGUUUGCCUGUGGUCAUUUCGGCCCGACCGCUAUCGUAGGGUCCAUGUAAACUUGAUACACAUGAGAACAGGAAAUAUAGAGAAUGGGGAUAUUUGUGAACAAUUUGAACUAUGUGUAGAUGAAAUAUUGCUAACGUUCAUAUACGUACAACGCACACUCUAACACGGACUUAAGUUAAAACAGUUAAUCCUAGGCAAUAUAAUCGGUGGUCAAUUAAA
Punica granatum (pomegranate) is the source of this 1788-nucleotide messenger RNA. The record is from RefSeq and is a predicted model, not a curated record. NCBI's taxonomy places the organism in Eukaryota, Viridiplantae, Streptophyta, Magnoliopsida, Myrtales, Lythraceae.